GGUUCGGUUUGAAAUUCUGCGGAGGCCUAACGGCUCGUGCAGCUGCGACCGGGAGGGACGCCGCUGGUGCUUGCCGGGGGUUUCUGCGAUCGGCCCGCGUGGAGAAGGUCGGGGGCCUUGACGCCCGCCCGCUUGGAGCGUCCGUCAUGAGGAGAAGUGAGGUGCUGGCAGAGGAGUCCAUACUAUGUCUCCAGAAAGCCCUGAAUCACCUUCGGGAAAUAUGGGAAUUGAUUGGCAUUCCAGAGGACCAGCGGUUACAAAGAACUGAGGUUGUAAAGAAGCACAUCAAGGACCUCCUGGAUAUGAUGAUUGCUGAAGAGGAAAGCCUGAAGGAAAGACUUAUAAAAAGCAUAGCCGUCUGUCAAAAAGAACUGAACACUCUGUGCAGCGAGUUAAAUGUUGAGCCUUUUCAUGAAGAAGGAGAGACAACCAUCUUGCAACUAGAAAAGGAUUUGCGUACUCAGGUAGAACUGAGGAGAAAACAGAAAAAGGAGAGAAAACAAGAACUGAAAAUUCUUCAAGAACAAGAUCAAGAACUGUGUGAAAUUCUUUGCAUGCCCCAUUAUGAAAUCGACAGCACCUCAGUUCCCAGCUUAGAAGAGCUGAAUCAGUUUAGACAACAUGUGGCAACUUUGAGGGAAACAAAGGCAUCUAGGCGUGAGGAGUUUGUUAACAUAAAGAGACAAAUCAUACUGUGUAUGGAGGAAUUAGAGCACACUCCGGACACAAGCUUUGAAAGAGACGUGGUGUGUGAAGAUGAAGAAGCCUUCUGUUUAUCUCUGGAAAAUAUUGCAACACUACAGAAGUUGCUCCGGCAGCUGGAAGUGCGAAAAGCACAAAAUGAAGCAGUGUGUGAGGGGCUGCGUGCUCAGAUACGAGAGCUCUGGGAUAGGUUGCAAAUACCUGCAGAAGAAAGAGAAGCUGUGGCCACGGUUAUGACUGGGUCGAAGGCCAAGGUCCGGAAAGCGCUGCAGUUAGAAGUGGAUCGGUUGGAAGAACUAAAAAUGCAAAACAUGAAGAAGGUGAUCGAGGCAAUCCGAGUGGAGGUGGCGCAGCACUGGGACAAGUGUUUCUACAGCCAGGAGCAGAGGCAGGCGUUCGCCGCCUACUACUCGGAGGACUACACAGAAAAUCUGCUCCAGCUCCAUGAUGCCGAGAUCGUGCGGUUAAGAAACUACUAUGAGGUUCACAAAGAACUCUUUGAAGGUGUCCAGAAGUGGGAAGAAAGCUGGAGGCUUUUCUUAGAGUUUGAGAGAAAAGCUUCAGAUCCAAGUCGAUUUACAAAUCGUGGAGGAAAUCUUCUAAAAGAGGAAAAGCAGAGAGCCAAGCUCCAAAAAACACUCCCUAAGUUGGAAGAGGAGUUGAAAGCAAGAAUUGAAAUAUGGGAACAGGAGCAUUCAAAGGCAUUUGUGGUGAAUGGGCAGAAAUUCAUGCAGUACGUAACAGAACAGUGGGAGAUGCACCGGCUGGAGAAGGAGAGGGCCAAGCAGGAACGACAACUAAAGAACAAGAAGCAGACAGAGACAGAGAUGCUCUAUGGCAGUACUCCGCGAACACCCAACAAGCGGCGAGGACUGGCACCCAGCACUCCAGGCAAAGUGCGCAAGCUGAACACUACCACCAUGUCCAAUGCUACGGCCAACAGCAGCAUUCGGCCUGUCUUUUCGGGGACAGUCUACCGCUCCCCUGUGUCUCGACUUCCACCUUCUGGCAGCAAGCCAGUCAUCACUUCCACCUGUUCGGGGAAAAAAACACCCCGUGCCGUCAAGCAUGGAGCCAACAAGGAGAACCUGGAACUCAAUGGCAGCAUCCUCAGCGGUGGGUACCCUGACUCGGCCCCCCCACGGCGCAACUUCAGCAUUAAUUCUGUUGCCAGCACCUAUUCUGAGUUUGCGAAGGAUCCGUCCCUCUCUGACAGCUCCACUGUUGGGCUUCAGCGCGAACUUUCAAAGGCUUCCAAAUCUGAUGCUGCUUCCCGAAUCCUCAAUUCAACCAACAUCCAGUCCUGAGAAGCCCUGAUCAGUCACCCCUCUGAAGUUUUCUGUGCCUAAUUAUACAGGGUGGCUUUAAUGUUUCUUCAGUUUAGAUGCCUGAAAGCCUGGACACGUUCCAUUACCAUGAGUCUAACUGAGAGAAGUGAAUGAGUUACAGAUGAAAGUCUAUCAUAAGCUUAGUGUGUCCUCAGACAUUUGGUUUUAUUUUGACUCAAGAAAUACAUUAAAACUUAGUUCAUAGCAGUAAGUGUAAAUUUUAGCAUAUGGAACUUAAUUUCUUUUCCUGCCCCAUAAUUGUACUUGCUGAAGCAUGAUCAAGGGCUUGUUAUAUUUCAUCUUUAUGUAGGAAAAUGACUGUGUCCAUCCUUGGGGUAUGGGACAUGAAGCAGUUUUCUGUCUGUACACUUAUAAUUAGCAACUAACAUCUUUUUUGUUUAGGGAUGUUCACUUAAUGCUACAGCUUCAGUAGCUUUGCUCUCACCUAAAGGCCUGUCCCCACCACACAGGACAGCCUUCCUACUGAUGAAGAUGUCUGUGUGUCGGAAGUUGGGAUGGCCUGACUCACUGCCAAAGAGGUGACAGGGAGGCUGGGAGCACCUUUGUUCAACUGUGUACAGUUUUGUCAUAUGGGGUGAUGCUGUGGUCAGUGGGGGAGGGGGGGGUGUGUGUGUGUAUGAACACACGUGCUUGUCUGAACUCUACUCUCUGGGUCCAGCUCCCCCAUCCCGGCGCCCUGGUGCCUGAGUCCCUCCACCCUCUGCACUUGGUAGCCAAGUAGGGAGGCUGUUUGGUUGGCUGGGCCAUUCCUGUUCCUGUCGUGGAGACCUGGAACUUUGCACAUGUCAGUACUGGGGAGUUGUUCCUGCCGUAAUGUCCACGAUGAGGCUCCUUCUUUACCUACCCUAUCGAUCACUACUGCGCUCCCCAAAGCACUAUUAUUUAUUCUCCCUCUGCCUGCACCCCUACUACUGUCAGCACAGUAAAUGGUUCUUGGAAGCUUACAGGUGUGGAUUUGGUCUGUUAGUCAUGUGUAUACAUGUACUGAUUUUAAAAUAUAUUAAAUUAAAAUGUAUACUUAUAUUUCAGAAACAUAUAUUGUAGUGGUGUUUUCAUUGAUUUCCCAAUCACUUUUUGGUUGGUUUUUGUCUGAAAAACAGGACUAAAAGAACAUACAAGAAAUUUUUAGUCAGGAGCAUGAUUUUUACUUUGAGUGCUUCUAAAUUAAGAACAUCUCAUGUGCUGAGAAAAAGUUUUCUGAGAGAAAUAAAAAGCCUAACUCCCAAGUUUUCAUUGCUAGUCUCUGUGUACAGCUCUAUUUUUCUUUUGGGUAAAUACCUAGGAGUGAAAUGGCUGGAUCAUACAUAUGGUAGGUGUAUAUUUUAACUUUUUAAGAAACUGCCAGUCUGAUUUCCAAAGUGGAUGGCUUUACACUCUCAUGAUAUAUUAAGGUUCCAGUUUCUUCAUAUCUUCUGCAACACUUGGUAUGGUCAGUCUUUAUGAUUUUAGCCAUUUUAGUAGCUGUGAAAUAGUAUCUCAAUGUGGUUGUAAUUUGUAUUUUCCUAAUGAUGGUGUUUAACUUUUUUUUUAAAUUCUGUUUAACAUCUUUUCACGUGCUUCUCUGCCAUCAUUCUUCUCUGGUGAAGUACCUGCUGAGUUCAUUCUUUUUCAUACAGUACCCAGUUGUCCAGCACCAUUAACUAAAAAGCUAAACUUUAUCUCCUGUAAGUUUCUGUUCCACUCAUCUGUCUGUCCUGAUGACAGUACUACUGUUUUAAUUACGAGGAUUUAUAUGAACUUGUAAAAUCAGGUAAUGUUAACUUUCCAACUUUGUGCUUUUAAACAUCAUUUUGUCUGUUACAGGUCCUUUGCAUUUUUGUAUGAGUUUUAGGGGAAAAAGCUUGUCAAUUUCUACAGAAAAAUCUCGUAGAAUUUUUAUUGCCAUCACAUUGAACCUGUAGACCAACUGGGGGAGAACUAACAACCCACAAACAAGGCAUUUCUCUCCAUUUAUUUCGGUUUUCUUCUCAGCAGUAUUUUAUAGGUCACAUGUACAAAUAUUUCACAUCUUUGUCAGAUUUAUCCCUAAGUAUUUCAUAUCUUGAUGCUAUUGUAAAUGGUAUCUUUUAAUUAAAAUUUCUGGUUGUUACUUGGCUA
This is a messenger RNA of Cervus elaphus (red deer), 4148 nucleotides long. It is a transcript of the gene PRC1, whose product is annotated as protein regulator of cytokinesis 1. Gene Ontology annotation, cellular component: spindle; mitotic spindle midzone; cytoplasm. The record is from RefSeq and is a predicted model, not a curated record. NCBI's taxonomy places the organism in Eukaryota, Metazoa, Chordata, Mammalia, Artiodactyla, Cervidae. The transcript has 15 exons. Gene Ontology annotation, biological process: microtubule cytoskeleton organization; mitotic spindle midzone assembly. Gene Ontology annotation, molecular function: microtubule binding. The coding region runs from base 147 to 2009 and encodes 620 amino acids.